Messenger RNA from Xyrichtys novacula (pearly razorfish), 12931 nucleotides. Lineage: Eukaryota; Metazoa; Chordata; Actinopteri; Labriformes; Labridae. The record is from the annotation of a GenBank genome assembly.
AUCUGAGGCAGCGGCAGUUCCCUUGCGCGCUCCCCUCCUGCAGGCUGUGCUCAUUCACACACACACAAACACACACGCACUCCUGAGCCAAUAGGAUACUGGACACACACUCACAUACUCCUAUACUUACAAUCUUCAGCUGGAGGCACACAUAUACACUCGCACUGCUACCUGCAUUCAGAGACUUGAGGUUGUAUCAGAGGCAGCUGCUCAAACUCUGAAUUUGAAAACACUUACUUCUACUUAAGAAACUGUCUCGGAGAAAUGAGGACAUUUAGGAUUUGCGUUUUGGCCGUACUCUUGCUUUCAGCCUGCCAGGCAGCGGACUUUCCCGUCAACUCACACCAAAGAUGGGAUGCCAGAGGACCUUUCUCUUUUGGAUCUGACACUGGUACCCCCGUCUCCUGCCCCAUGAAAUUGAGACCCUCUGGCCAAUGCGUAAGCAGCAGCUCUGGAGCCGGGGCAGAGGACGGUGAAGACUGCCCUUACCAGCUCACCCUGCCUCCCCUCACCAUCCAGCUGCCAAAGCAGUUCAGGCUGCUGGAGAAGACGAUGAAGGAGCUGCAGAGCUUGAAAGAGGUGGUGAAUAAACUAAAGAAUGGUUGCCAGGAGUGCCGCGGCGCUUCUGCACGGGGCAAUGGAGCUUUUGGAAAUCAGCAGGCGGACCAGGGACAGACGCUGCAGGUCCCAAACACAGGGGAAGAAGUGAAGCUGAAUGUGACAGGACAGGAGGUGCAAGGAGGAUCCAGCAAAGAGGAGAGGGGAGACGGAGCUAGUGUGGAUGUUGGUGGAAUUGGGCAAGGCACUAAUUUUGGGAGGAUUACUCCAAGCCCGAACACAGUUCAGGAGAUGCAGGUAAGAAGUGGCACAAUACUUCAACAAAAUACUAAAAGACAGUAAGACACUUAAAUGUGAAAUGCAGGAUUUUGCUUAGGAAUAAGUCCUCUUUUCCUCAAAUUAUACUUGGUUACAGGCAAGGUGUUAAUGUAUAGACUCAUCAAAUCUUUAUUGUAUACAUUUCUGAUGACUGAUGUUGAUUUAAGUUAGUAGUAAGCUCUGUCAGGAAAUCUUAAACCAGGAAAGGGAGCAAUAAAGGCUUACACUGCCCCAUUAUAGAUUUAGACAAACAGUCCUGUGAUAUUGCACCAAUUUCUGUCACUUCAUCUGGUUCAUGUUGAGUCUUGGAAACCCAGCAUCAUAAUCAUCCUCGCAACACUUAUCUGGACAAACUAAACUCAAAAAAUGUGCUUUACAAACACUGGAGGAAUUAUGUCACCAAAGUCUGUUUAGCCAAAUGAAUCCAGUUGGAAUACAAACAUGUCAGAUGUUUAAAAGGACCUGUAAAGUCCUACCGGGCACCCGUCCAUCAGGGAAAAUUCCUGGUAUUAUAAACAGGGUGGGGAAUCAGCGUCAGACAACCAUUGCCCUGUCUGCUAAGUUUGUUGACUCUCACAGCCAGUCUGGCGGACGGCCAAUCAUCACGCAGACUCGUUUUGUAUUCUAUAAUUUCUAAUUGGCUGCUAAAAAACAAUAAAGGAGGCUGGUGACUCCAGUAAUCCACCUGCUUUGUAUUCUGUGCACACAAAUAAUCCCCCACCCUUCCCCCCCACUCUCUGUCUCAUCACUCCGGCCCUUUCCCAGGUGAAGCUGAAUAGGAUGUCAGUCAGCCUACGCAAUGCCAGGAGCCAAAUCUCGGCUCUGCAGGGCCGCCUGGAGGGGAUCAACCUGCUCAACAUGGAGAACGUAAAAGCCAUAGUGGACAGGAAGGUGGAGAAUAUUACCGGACUGGUGAACAAGAUCAGCUCCACCUGCACCACCCAGUGUGCAGUGCAGAGCACACCUCAAUGUAAGUGCUUUUACAAGAUUUUCUUUUUUUACCUUGAAUGCUCCACUUUUUCUUUUCUCUUUUGCUUUCCCACAUCUUCUCAGUAUUUCAACAUUUAUGUAUUCUCUUUGACUCAAAAAAACAUUUCUGCUGUUUUCUUUUCUAUUCUCUUUUCUUUGCUGUCUCAAAAAGAUGCCAUUCCUCUUUUCUCUUCCUCUCUUGUAUUUUCUUAUGUUUCUCAGCAUGAUCUUGAUUGAUUCCCUUUUCGCUCUUCACUUCUUUAUUUUCUUUUCUGUUGCCUCAAACCCAUCACAUGCUCUUACUGUUCAAAACUCAAGCACAAACCAGGUAAGUCCUUCAUUUUGGGUUGAUGUGAGGUGAAUUUUCUGGCAUCAAUCUAUCCAAUCAUGCCUAAGUGGACAUGGUGACUUGUAAUCACUACAAAAAGCCCAGCUCAGGGUGCUCACCUUCACCUAAUGUGGCCUCUUUGGAAUCUUUGGAGCUGACUUUGACGUUUACUAUACAGACACUGUGAUUUCUUUAUUGCUACAUGUUUUCUCCAUCAAGAAUAUGAGGAAAUUUACCUUUUUUGGGGGGUGGAAUUUCUAUAUUGUGCAAGGCUCAAAGGCCCACAGUACCAGUCCAGUGUUCUCAAGUUGCUAUGGUGCAGCCAUAGCAACAAUUAAGGCAGCAAAAUAGCUAAAGUUUGAGGUCAUGCUGAACAGAAGUGAUGCAAUAUGACAACCAGGGUCAAAGUGAGAAUUAAAAUUCCCUCUUAUAUAACAACUUUAAGUGCUCUGGCAUUCCAUUACUCUCCAUAUGGAUAAACUCCAAAAGAAGGGAGGGUUAAAAGAGACAAAUACGAAACUCCUUAAGAACAUGGCGAGGACAUUCAUGAGAUAAAAGUUUCAACAGUCUUUUAAAUGUCUUUUAAAUGAGGUUCAACUCAGUGAGGACCACAGAGAGAGGAAACUAGUGAUAAAAAUAUUUAAAAAGAGCAUUCAAACUAGCCAGGCAUAACAAACAACCCACUUUACACUGACGUAAAAGCCUAUUUGGAUGAUGGUGCAGUUGAAAGGCAAGGCUACUUUGCUACUUUCAGUCUAAAACUGAAUUAUAUCCUGUGAUUGCAUGAGUGAAUGUGAAUGUGAAUGUGACACUAUAUUGAGGCUUUUAUGUUGAAAACAUGCAAGCUUAUUUCUAAGCAGAUUAGCUGGGACAGUGGUGUGAAGGGAAUCCCUUUUUUCCCUGACUUCUUCUACAUUUUCUCCCAUCCUAAAUGUGCCUCUCUUCUCCUUCAGAUCUUGUCCUCUUUUCCCUUUUACAUUUAUCCUCUGUUCUUCAUCAUUCCAUUUCCCUCCCGUAUCUCAACUCUUUUUCACUUCACUUGCUCUUACUUUCUACAUCUCCCUCUCCUUAUAAUCCCUUUUCUGGGCGCCUUACUUUUUCGCUCUCUACCCCCCCUGCCUCUGCCCCGCUUCCCGCUUCCUCUAGAGGUCAUGCUCUUGAGUGUUCAUUCCUGCAUAAAACAACUAGCUCUCAUUAUCUCUUGACAACGACAAGAGGAGUAAUGUGGGCCGAUUUUCCUGACAUUAGUCACGGGUGGUACACGGGGUCAGCAACUUUUGUGUUUGUACAUCAAUCUCAUAUGUAUAUGCAGCAAAAUAGACAAACAAAACUGUUGCAAGUCAGAACAUUGUGCCUGUUUGUUCUGACCAAGAAGAAAUAGAUGAGGGACAGCUGUUGUUUUCAUAGAAAUACACCAAAAUCAGGGUGGAGGCCCUACAGCUUUGCAACAUGAGUAAUACUGUUGCAGUUUCACUAAUGAGAGGUUUUAAUUAAAAAGGGUUGGAGGACAAAAAGGUAUGACGUGAAAGAAGGAGAAUUUUGGCAUACAAUACUACUAAAGUGCAUAAAUCAUCUUUUUUUUUUUUUUUUAAUUCCCAAUAAAGAGUCACCAAAUUUCUAAUAAUUCUGAAUUUAUAUUCCUAUAUUUUCUCUACCCCAUAUGCUGUAAUCCAACUUAGUAUGAAAAAUAUUCUCCAGUUAUUUAUCACGGUACGAAAAGUGCUUAGCCGAGCAAGUCAAGGUGUAAUGGCUCCCCCGACUCCUGAAAAGUGAAACCAUCCAGCUGCCAAAUCGUAGCUGAAUCAUUAAUCUAAAUACUUGUUAAAUGGAGAUUUCCACAAACCACAUUAAAUUGCAGUUUUCAUCUGAAGCAACAGAAACGAGCAUGACUAAAAGGGAGCGAGAUUUUUUAUCAAGAUAACAUUUUCAAGAGAGGCCCCCAGUCUCGACAAAGAGGCCAGAGCAGGCAAACUGCGGUUGAAUCAGCGUACGACAAAAGCAUGCUGAGGUUGAUAAACAACUUUGACAUUCUAAACACAAACUCAGGAUUGAGGCAGUGUUAUUGUAUAUUGUCGAGCUGUUGUGGCACAAGUCAAAUUUCAGACUCUGUCUAACAAUAAAGUCAAAUCGUAUUGUAUCUGAAAUGUCCACAGAGGUUGGCUAAGGCAGUAGCCAAGUAAAAAUGCUGACUAGCCAUGUUUAAAUGGGCACAAAUAAUCUGAAUGUCAUGUAAACAUGUCGAUCGGAAGAUUCUGAUCCAAUUCGGAUCAAUCGUAAAGAAAUUGUAUUAUGAUCAAGAGGGGUGGUUUAUGCCGAUCGUUAUUCCGAAACAAUGUUAACACUUAUUUUGAACAUGACUCUCUUACCUGACUCGGGCUUUGCUCUUUAGCCUUUGGCUUAUUUAUUGAGGUCAGUACAGGAGCUUUCAUUAUUACCACUCUGGCAUAAAACACAACCGCAGGUGCCGUGUCUGCUCCUUCGAUAACAUAACAAGGCGUACAUACAGCGUAAUGAUGUCACAUCUGCACGCACAGUGAAACCUUUGACAGAACUGUAAAAUAAGUAAGCAAGGGCGCCAUCCAUUGACAACAUUUAACAGGGGGAAACAUCCUGAAUGGAGUGAGCCACUACCGCAUUUGUUGGUUUGUUGACAGCACAGGUGUAAAUACGACUCUUUUUCUGUGGUUGUUUUAGCGAAAUUAGAAAACUCUGCCCAUGUAAACGUGGCUACUGUUACUGCUGGAUUGAACAUGUUUAAGGCCAGGAAUUAAAAAAAAAAUACAUGAAAGACUUUCUGGUCUCUCAGUUUUUCUCUUUUAAACAGGGUGUGAAUAAUUUAUAAACUCAUCUGUUUUGAUUACAGUAAGGUUCAGAGUUAUGCUAAAUUACGCAUAAUAAGGUGCAUGGUUGGUUUAACUGACUAGUCGGUACAAUAUGGCGAUUUACCAGGCAGCAACUUUUCCGAAACUUUGAGGCAAAAGGAGAGCCUGGAAAAAAACACCUUAAAAUUUUGUUGAGGACACACACAACAACAAAUGAUGGAUAAACAAGUUUUGUGGGGAUAGUGUAUGGAGAGAUUCCACCCACCAAUGACCAGCCCUCACUCAAAACCCCAAGUCUUGCAAAUCUCUCACAAUUUGCAAUUCAACUUUAAAGGAAGCAAACAUGACAGAUGAGGGAAUGGUUGUCAAGCUCAUUACUUGCUGUAGCAGCAAUUUCUGUUCAAUCUCUGUCAACCUCACUUUGCGAGUUCAAUUGUGUUUAGAUUACAGGACACAAAACAAUUGUGUUGCUGCCACAAUUCAAAAAGUUGGUCCCCUGACUGUGACAUUCAUCUCACUUCAUACUUCGCAUUUACUCUUACCAUUAAUGUAAAUGUUGUGCCUCCUUCUACAGUCACCUUGCUUGAUUGGCCAUUGUCUUGAUACACAUACUAACGCACAGACUACAAUACAAGAACUUCAUUUUACAAUACAAGAACUUUAUUGAUCCCCAAAGAGAAAUCCGCUCAUCCACUAAUAUUCAGUGAUUAAAGUUAAGACGUUUUCUAUAUUACUUUCUUUUCAGAAAUAAGUCAUGUUUAUUGUUGUGUUUAUUACUUGUUGCGGCUGCCAAAGUAAUUACAGUGAAUCCCUGUUGAAGCCAAAUUUUUGACAGAAAAUACAACUGUUUACAGCCACUUCUCUAUUAAUCUGUAUAAAUCCCACUAAGUUCUCUGAAUCUUUCAUUUUUUUUAUUUGCAAAAUGUUUGAUGCACUCAUUGCACUUGGCCCUCCAGAAACACCAAUAUCAAGCCUCUUAUGAUAAUAGAAAAAUAAAGAUCAUAUCCUGCCAAGUUAAAUAGCCUUGUUUAAGUCUUCAUCUGAAAAAAAAAAAACAGUUUGCAGCAGGAUAGCUAAUGUCCCAUGCAGCAAAAAUUUGGGUGUGAAGGCUGGCAUCACUAUAUGCAGAGUAUAAACAUGCACCACAUGGCACAUAACUGUCUUAGAAUUACCAUCCUCGAAAUAGAAAAUCUACCCACAUGAGGCAGGGGAGUAAAUUUCAGAACUUGAUGCUUCAUUUUUAGAGUAAGGAAAAGUGUGUCCACAAUCUUGCUGGAAGCUUGUUGAAAGAAAAACUGAUAGAACAUCACACACCAUUGGAAAAUCUGGAAAGGUAAUCUUUGGCAUCACAAAACCUCCAACACUGUGCAAAAUCUGGUUGCAAGAGGGUAAUCAGGCACAUAAUUAAAAAACCUAUGAAAACCUACAGGAUGUGUGUUGGGCGCGAUCCAUUGCUGUUGUGUUCCAGCUCUGUCUGGCAGUAUGUGCCAUCGCCCACUUGAAGCGUGUUUGGAGUGUAGCAGCAGUGUAGUUCAGCCUUGGACUCAGUAUACAGAAAAAACAACAACAUACCUAUAGCAGGUUGCUUUGCUUGUGGUCGAUUCCCUGCUAAUCAACCAUGGAACAGCGCAUAGAGACCCUUCUGGGACGAAGUUGACAUGCACAGCUAUGAUUCCUCUGUGCGAUGCCACAUCGAUUAGAAUAGGAAUGUAUUUUCGGUGUAGCACAUGAUGCUAAUGGAAUGGGCCAAACCCACAUCGUGUGGGUUUUGGGCUAAACAUCUCUCCAUUCUGAGCUGGUGUUUGCAAUAUGGUGGAUGUUAUUGUAGGGUGACCAAAUGUCCUGUAUUCCUGGGACAUGUCCUAUUUUAACAUCCUGUCCUGGCCAUCAUGGCUGUUUUUUUAAAAAAGUGAUAAAAAUGUCUUAGUGUUCAUUGUUUUUCAUCAGGCCACUAGAAAGAAGAGAAAACUAUAGAUAUAGAAUAUCUUGUUGCCGGGCCGAGUGGUUUUUGGUCAUCAAAAUAUGGUUACCUUGGUUAUUGGGCUUUAUAACACCUCAUCAGAAACUAAUGAGUAGCGACCAUGGUCUAUGGUCUUUUGUUAUGCUUUUUCAUGCAGAGAAGAUGUGGUGGGGGUCAUUUUAGAACAAAUGUCAACUCUCUGGAAAAACUGCACAGGGAUUAGAAACCAGCCACUAUAGUACAGCUCAUUAGGCUACACUAUUCGGAAAGUUCAACCAACAUUUCCACUCUGUGGGGUUAGAAAAAGGCAUCUAAGGACACACUUAACUUUUAUCCCUUUAUCAAACUGCCCUGCACCAAACCCCAAAACACAAGAUUAGGAUGAGCUUAUACAACUCUGGCAAAAUAUUCAAGUAAUGCAGAAAUGCAAUUUCAUCAUCAAGUCUGUCGGUCAUGAUUUUUUUUAUCACUCACAGCCUUGUAAGCAUUUAUCCCAACCUCUUUGCCAAUUCUCAAUUCUCGACCCUGCUGUAAGCACUAUUAUUCACUUUCACUCCAGCAAGACGUAUGAGGGCCUUGAGGUGAAUGGAUAGCAAUUCGUGUUGCUGUUCAGCUACAUUAACUCAAUUAUAAACAAAGAGAAUAGAUGCCUGGCUGACACAUUGUCAGGAACUGCUCAACUGCACACAGCUUCCCAAAGGAAGGGUGUUGCUUUGUCAUGAGUCAAAACAGACAGCAGUGUUCAAUCUAAGCUGUUUUUAUGGGAAGAUUACACUAUCACUGUGGAUAUGUGUUUCCUUCCAGCAUGGCUGCUAAUCCGAGUUAACAACAGGGAAUGCUUCCUUGAUAAAGGUUCUGUUCCUUUCAUGUCAAUCAUGUAUCUGUUUGCAGUCAGUCAAGUAAGCGAUGUGGUUUUAAAGCAAUGGGUUGUCUAUUUAAGCAUUUCAGCUAUCCCUCUUUAACCUCUUUUGGGAAUAAGUUAGCAAGCAGGAAAGAAAACAGAGCAAUCAGCCACCAAAUUAACCAUUAGUCUGUCUUAAUGGUCGCCUGAACAGUUUGACAGUCAAUCAGGCAGUAAGUCAUCAGUAAGCAGCUGAUAUCAGAGUUAUUUAGGUCAGGCAAAGUGCCAGAUGCAGUUAGAGGAGAUGGCUCUCGCCUGUCCAGGGGAUGCUGGUGGCCCAGACAGACAGAUGGGGACAAUAUAAAGAGGGGAAGAAGGAAAGACUAGGAGGAACUACUUUCAGACACUUUGAUGAAAUACACAAUCAAAGAAUUUUUAUUUUGAAUGCUGAAUAGGCAGAGCUGUUCACGUGACAAAGUUAAAUCUUACACCUCACGCUCAGCUUCAAGACUGCUUUCCAUAACAUCUGCAGCCAGAGAUUCCUAAAAAAUUGACAGGAAAACACAGAUGGCUGUGCCGAGUUGUUUUUGUUCAAGUUACAGAUGCCCUUUAAUUUAAUCAAUGAAAAGGAAAACCUCCUCCCUGUUCUCAAAGAAACCUGACGUUUGCCUCUGCAAUCAGUAUGCCCCCCUCCCCAACCUCGCUCUUUUUAUAAUCUACCAAACGCCGAAACAGAUUUAACAGUGUGACAAAACUGUAUCAGCAGCAGAGUGCACCAAACAAACUCUGCAUGCAGCCUGCCCAAUGUCAGGAUGAUUUUGUCCCCAGGUGUUGAACGUGCAGGGAGGGGGUACGCCUCCCUAAUCCACUUUUACACUUUCCCACGUUUUGACAAGUCUGUUCCUUUCAAUUCCCAAAUGCUAACUGACAGGGGCCUUUGGACCUCAGAUUCGAGUUAGGGUCAGUGGCCUGCAGCGCGACACAGGGGACAGGAGCAGGAGUUUGCAAAGUAAGUGAGCAGGUAUAAAAAGAAUUCUUGGGAAGGAGUGGAGCUGGAUGAAACAGGCCUGUGGUGGAGCUCUGGGGAAGGUCACUGACUUUCAUCCUUCUACUGCAGCUUUUGUCCCUUACUUUCUCUCAUGUCAAUUACGAACUGUGAUUUUCAGAAAGGAACAUUCUGUUGAGAAGUUAGAGAUAUAGAAGCUAAAGAUUUUCUGAAGAGCUAAAUGAAAAAUAGGAUUGUGUUUUGUGCUGGGUGCCUCCUGAACUUGAGCUUGAUCCCUUGAGGAACUGGGGAAUAUUCUGGUAACAGAUUGGCUACAGAACAUGCUGAACUACUUUGUGAUAGAAUAAACUGCCCCGGAAAUUAAUGCAGGAAUGAGAGCAUCUAUGAUGGUCAAAGCUGGAUUUCCCGCUAACUUUAUCACUUUCUCUUCUCCCAUCCUUAGCCUCAAGGAGUUUUUCUAUGAAUGCCUCAUGGUUGGGCAGAGAAAGAUGCCAAACAAAAGAUUUUAAAUCAUCAAUAAGUGACCUCUCCUCUUUCUAUACCACACUCUCUCUCUGCCUUCCAGUCAUCUUGGCCCCUCGGGACUGUUCUGACUACAAUGUGCUGGAGGGGAGGAAGAACGGAGUGUACCGUGUGACCCCUGAUCCCCGCAACGGGACAUUUGAGGUCUACUGUGACAUGGAGUCUUAUGGAGGUGGAUGGACCGUGAUACAGCAACGGCUUGAUGGGUCUGUCAGCUUCAACCGCACCUGGCUAGAGUACAAGAAAGGCUUUGGGAACCUGAGGUAAUCAGUUUGAGUAUCACAAAGGCUCCUUUCAAAGGCAUUUUGAGAUUGGGGACAAACCCUUGUUGACAAAGCAGCUAAUGUUUUGGCGUGUGGAACAUCUUUUAAAAACCAAGACAGAGACAAACUUUUUAAAAUUCCCCCAAACUUUGUGGGGUGUAUGCUGCGUUCGAGUUACCUCGGAAGUCAGAAGUCUGAGCUGAAAAUGACACCACACUCAAGUUACCAGUUACCAAGUCGGAAACAGCUAAAUCGGAGGUGGAAACAAGUUGGUUACAUCUAUGAAAGUUAUUUUGACGCUUGCCUUGUCCAAAUAUAAAGCAAGCGCUAAAAUAACUUUCAUAGAUGUAGCCAUCUUGUAACAGGCCUCCGAUUUUGCUCUUUUCCGAUUUUGCUCUUUUCCAACUACGCAGCAUUAUUCUCAAACACUUGAGUACUUCUCUUUGGUAAAAUCAUAAAAAAUUAUUAAAAAAUGACCUGCUGUUUGAUUUUGAAGAAAAAUCAACAGCUAACACACAGCCUCUAAGAAACCUGCAGCAUACUCUUGCACACCUGUGGACCACAAAUUGGCCUUUUAAAAUCUCCUUAGCCGUGCCAACUGGAACCUACCAUUUGUCCAACUAGGGGGUGAGCAAGACAGAAAAAAAUAAAAAACCAUAAGCACAAGCACUGACGGAAACUGAGCAUUUAUUUAAGAUAAACUGAGACAUGAAUAAUUAAAAGAUCAGAACCAGUUAACAUGAAAAACACUGAACUUCAACAGAAUAUGUAACAAAUAAGCUUCAGCUUUCUUCCCUAUCUUGAAAAAGCCCGGUCACUCAGCACUGAGAGGACCUAAUGAUGCACACCUGUCCUUGUGAUAAACAGGCUCACACCUGUUCUAUGUGUCACUGAUCAACACGCGCCAAAAACAUGACACUCUAAUACAUCUGAAGCUUUUUACUCAAUUGUUUUGACUCCAAUGUUAUUUAUCUAACUGCAAAAAUGACAAAACUUUGAUAUUGGAAACAGGUCCCUGUGACAGCAUAAAGGGAACAUUCUUUUAAACCUGAAUUUUGUUACAGUCUUCUGCUAUCAAGGCUCAGAUUUUAUGUCGUUUUCUUUAUCUUCCUCUCUGCUCCUGGCUGAGUUUUACGAGGGGAAUAACCCCAUAUACCUCCUGAUAACCAUGCCUUCAGAUCCAGUAUAACCUCCCACUGAAAGAAUAAUAUCUCCUCUUAUAUUUCUUUUACUGUCACAUCUACCUCUCCCCUCUCCACAUCAGUGGGGGAGAAUAAAUUCAGGUUGAGUUACCCUUGCACAGUUUCAAAAUCAAGUGCUCCAGCAUACUAAAUUGUUUUGAUCUAUUUUCUCUCUCUUCCUGCCACCUUUUCCUUUGCUGAAGAAGUGAGUUCUGGCUGGGCAAUGACCACAUCCACCUGAUGACCAAAGCCAAAGACAUGAUCCUGCGUAUUGAGCUGGAAGAUUUUGAGGGUGUACGGGAGUAUGCAAAGUACGACCAGUUCUACGUCGCUAAUGAAUUCCUGCGCUAUCGGCUGUCUAUCAGUGGAUACAGGUACAAAAUCAGAGUCUGUUAGUGCAUGCAUGAGGGAUCAGAUUGUUAAACUAAAGGGCGAAGUCUGAUAUAAAGUAAUCUUCAUUGCAGUGGGACUGCCGGAAAUGCCAUCAGCUUCAACAAACAUUUCAACCACGACCAGAAGUUCUUCUCUACGCCUGACCGUGACAAUGACAUGUACCCCUCUGGAAACUGCGGCGCCUACUACAGCUCCGGCUGGUGGUUUGAUGCCUGCAUGUCGGCCAACCUCAACGGAAAGUACUACCACAAGAGGUACAAGGGAGUCAGGAACGGGAUCUUCUGGGGAACAUGGCAUAACAUGUCAACGGAGUACUACCCCACCAACUACAGGCAGGCCUUCAAAACGGUCAAGAUGAUGAUACGGCCCAAGAACUAUGCCCCUUAAGAGGACAGGUACAUACACUUGAGUAUAGUCAGAUGGACAGGUAGACACAAAGAAAGACAGUCAGUAAUGGGAGUACACUCAGAAACUCAUACACAUAGUCAGUCAUUUGCACACUUUCACAUGCAUACAUGUAAAAAGAAAAAACGGUUUUAAGCUCUGUAGACAGUUGAAUGCAGUAAAAACAAAAAUAAUUGUUAAACUGUGCUAUACUUUGUCCUUUUUAGUGAGUGUGGCCUUCGAAAUGGUGAAGCAAAAUGAUGCCAAUAAAAAAGAGGACUAUAAACCAUGAUGGGAGAACAAAAAAGAAAAAAAGUAAAAAAAAAAAAAAAUCACCACACAUGCUGUGUAAAGGCCAGCCCCCUAUAGAGGCUAUAAUAUUAUAUGGGGGGUUACCAUGAGAGAUUUUUCACUGUUUCACUGACAUUUCUCCACUUUCUGUUCCGCUGCCUCCUGAUAUAAAACCCAGCGGAGAUGCCGCACAGCACACAGUAGUAGUAAAAAGUAAUGAGCUAUCAUUUCCCCCGCUCUAAAUGGUUUAAUAAUUAAAAGCAGCCACUCAAGUGAGGUAUAUGGAAGGUAAUGAUACAGCUUUGAGUGGGAUUGAAAUUCAUUGCAAAAGACUUCAUGCUGGGGUCGGAGUCAAACUGUUUAAAAGACUACAAGAACUGCAGCAGUGCAGUCGUGCAAAAGUAAUAGUUUCUUUCUGGUUUAUUUAAUAACACUGAGACACUUCCACUAAUGUAUCAUCAUUCUAUACAAUAUUAAAUACCCAAGUAUAAUAAUACGCAGCCUGAGCUGGAUUUUCGAUUGGAUCACACCCAAGUGCAUUCUGGGUUAUUGAUGCUUGAGUAAAUUGUUUGUGACAGCAGCCAAAGAGAAGGACGCUGCUGCAGGAGAAUCAAAACGCUCUUAUUGUUCUUCCAAUCCUCAUCUACAGCUGCAAUGAAGUACAGCACAUUUCUUCAUGCCAUGCACCAGUUUCCACAUGUAAAAAAAAAGCUUACCAGACUCAUCACUUGUACAAUACUGCUGCCUAAUGUUACAAUACUGUAUUGCAUCUUUUAGUCCAUUCUAUACACACUGUGAAUGGGAAGGUUUGGAUAAGUUUCUGCUUUCAGAACGUGUACAGUAUUUAUUUUAUUUUGUGAGAUAUGACAGCUUUUAUAAAAAAAACACAGGGCAGACUGAACAAGGUUUAAUGAUUGUUGAUAUUCGAGCAAUGAUAAAGACUGUGCAUUAUUGUGACCAUUCAUAGUACUUAUGUGUGUGUAUUUGGAGCUUUGUGUGUGUACAAUAUUGAUCUUUUCUAUCGUUCAUAUUCAGCUGUCAUGCCAAAAGAUAUGCACUUUUUGUAUCAAAAAAUGAAUAAAGUUCUAACUACAA